Oncorhynchus tshawytscha (Chinook salmon) is the source of this 684-nucleotide messenger RNA. Its product is annotated as keratin-associated protein 10-7-like. Lineage: Eukaryota; Metazoa; Chordata; Actinopteri; Salmoniformes; Salmonidae. The transcript has a single exon. The record is from RefSeq and is a predicted model, not a curated record. Bases 1 to 684 code for a protein of 227 amino acids.
AUGCCCUGCAGAACCCUGUCCUGUCAUGCCCUGCAGAACCCUGUCCUGUCAUGCCCUGCAGAACCCUGUCCUGUCAUGCCCUGCAGAACCCUGUCCUGUCAUGCCCUGCAGAACCCUGUCCUGUCAUGCCCUGCAGAACCCUGUCCUGUCAUGCCCUGCAGAACCCUGUCCUGUCAUGCCCUGCAGAACCCUGCCGUGUCAUGCCCUGCAGAACCCUGUCCUGUCAUGCCCUGCUCUGCCCUGUCUUGCACCGCCCUGUCCUGUCAUGCCCUGCAGAACCCUGUCCUGUCAUGCCCUGCAGAACCCUGUCCUGUCAUGCCCUGCAGAACCCUGUCCUGUCAUGCCCUGCAGCUCCCUGUCCUGUCAUGCAGCGCCCUGUCCUGUCAUGCCCUGCAGAACCCUGUCCUGUCAUGCAGCGCCCUGUCCUGUCAUGCCCUGCAGAACCCUUUCCUGUCAAGCACUGCCCUGUCCUGUCUUGCAUCGCACCGCCCUGUCACGCCCUGCCCUGUCCUGCCCUGCACCGCCCUGUCCUGUCAUGCCCUGCAGAACCCUGUCCUGUCUUGCAUCGCACCGCCCUGUCCUGUCACGCCCUGCCCUGUCCUGCCCUGCACCGCCCUGUCCUGUCACGCCCUGCCCUGUCAUGCCCUGCACCGCCCUGCCCUGUCUAUGUGUAAAUUACUUUAA